AGGUCUACAAUGGCGAAACGUAUCACGACACUAGAGGACAUUAACAAAGAGGUGGCUAUUGCUCAGGAGUUAGGUGACAAAGCCCGAGAAGGAAGGGCCUAUAAUAUUUUCGGGUCCAUUUAUCUAAAGCUGGGGGACUAUCAGAAAGCCAUUCAGUAUCACAGCAAAGAUUUGUCUAUUGCCAAAGAAACGGGAAGUCGUGCCGGUGAAGGACGGGCCUAUUGCAACUUGGGCAACGUGUAUUUUUUCCUGGCUAAGUACCAGGAAGCCAUUGAUUGCCACAACAAACAUCUUGCGAUUGCUAAGGAAAUUGGAGACAGGGUUGGGGAGGCAAAGGCGUAUGCCGGUUUAGGCAACGCUUAUAUCAGUCACGGCAAAAUACAAGAGGCCAUAGAGUGCUACAAAAACGUUCUGUCCAUUGCAGUCGAUGUGGGGGACAGGAAUCUAGAAGGGCGAGCGUAUAAUAAUCUCGGUGCUGCUUAUCAUAAGCAAGGAAAAUUCUGGGAAGCCAUAGAGUACCACCAGAAAAGUCUAACCUUUGCCACUGAGGAAGGCAACCAAGCUGGACAGGGCAGAGCCUAUUGUAAUCUUGGAGCUGCUUAUCAAAGCCUCGGCAAUUACAAGAGAGCAGUGGAGCAUCAUGAGAAAUACCUUUCUAUUAGUAAAGAAACUGGAGAUCGUGCCGCAGAGGGACGGGCUUUUGGCAACCUCGGCACUGAUUGUCAUUGUCUCGGAAAAGUCGAAGAGGCCUUGGACUAUUACAUGCAACGACUCUCUAUUGCCAAAGAGCUGAAGGACAAGGUUGGGGAAGGAAGCGCCUAUUGCAAUAUUGGCAACGCGUAUCAAGAUUUCGGAAAAUUUGAGGAAGCCAUCAAUAACCACCGAAAACACCAGUCAAUUGCAAAAGAAAUCGGCGACAGGAUUCAGGAGGGAAUGUCCUAUUGUAAUCUAGGCGUCGCUUACAAAAGCCUAGGUGAUUUUCAAAAGGCCAAGGAGUGCCACGAACAGGAUCUUCAGAUUGCCAAAGAAGUGGGAAAUGCGGCCAGUGAAGGAAGGGCGUAUUGCAACCUUGGGUGCGUUUCUAGGAUCCUCGGAAACUUCCAAGAAGCCAUACAAUACCAUAGAAAACAUCUUUUUAUUGCCAAAGAAAUGGGAAAUGAAGCUGGAGAAAAAGAGGCUUAUGGUAAUCUCGGCAAUACAUUUCAAAGUCUCGGAAACUUCCAAGAAGCGAUCAAGUACCACAAGAAACGUUUAUCCAUAGCGAAAAAAUUAGGCGAUAAGCUCGGAGAAGGACGAGGCUAUAUGAACCUCGGUAAUACCUACAUUAGCCUCGGAAAGCUUGAAGAGGCGAAAGAGAACUAUGAAAAGCGUCAGACAAUUGCCAUCGAAGUAAGUGACAAGGCCGGAGAAGGGCGAGCCCUGGGUUCCCUAGGUAACGUAGAACAAGAGCUCGGAGACUUUAACAAAGCCCUCAAUUACCACAACCAGCACUUGGCAAUUGCGAAAGCCACCUGCGACAAAUACAGUGAAGGGCGGAGCUACUGCAAUCUCGGCGAAACUUACAAAGGCCUUCAAAAUUUUGAAGAAGCCUUCAGCUGUCACAAGAAAGCAUUAUCUAUAGCCAGAGAGACUGGUGACAAGGAGCUAGAAGGAGUGACCUAUGCUAACAUUGGCGAAAUACAUCAGUCGCUUAAAGAAUUUAAAGAAGCUUCGGAAAGUUAUCAGUCAAGUGUAAACCUUUUGAAUAUCCUUAGGGCUAAUGUUCAGGCUGAAGACGUGUGGAAAAUAACUUUUCGAGAGCUCUACCGUAAAUGUUACCAAGGUUUAUGGAGAAUGCUUUUAAAACUCGAGAAGAUCGAGGAGGCUUUGUAUGCUGCUGAGGAAGGUCGUGCUCAGGCUUUGGUCGAUGACUUGAAAAUACACUAUGGCUUAACAGGACCACCUGUAGAAGAAUCAAAGGAAACAAUUUCUGACCUGUUAAAGGAGUGUGCUACGCAAAUGGUGUUUAUUGGACUCGAACGGAAGAAGAUCAACUUUUGGGUCCUCGGCAAGGGAGGUUCAGUAGAGCUCAGAACAAAAGAAAUAGAGGGUGGACGUGAGGGCAAAGACUUUGUAACCGAGUUGGUUGAAACUACUUUGAAUAACAUCGGAGCUGGUGUUGGUGUGAGAUACGAGAAUCGCUCACUAGAUGCGCUAGAUGAUGAUUCCUCCCCUUAUAGAAACGGAGAUAAACCGCAAGCGGAGUCGUUAGACUGUACUGUAGGAUCUCUACAGCCGUUAUAUGACGCUAUCAUAGUUCCCAUUGCAGAUUUAUGUCACAGUAACGAAUUGAUCAUUGUGCCAGAAGGUCCGCUGGGCCUUGCUCCAUUGCCUGCACUUAGUGGGUCUAUAAGAAUUCGCACCAUUCCCUCGUUGACAAGUUUAAAACUGAUAAUAGCUUCCCCCGACGACUGCCACAGUAAAUCUGGGGCGUUGCUGGUUGGAAAUCCCUGUUUGGAGAUGGUUACUAAAUGUGGUAAACCCGUGUUUAAAAAGCUCGAGAACGCUGAAAAGGAAGUAAAGAAGAUUGGAGGGAUUUUAAAAGUCCAGCCUCUAACAGGAAAAGAAGCAACCAAACAGGCAGUGCUGGAUCGAAUCACUUCUGUUGCACUGGUGCACAUAGCUGCUCACGGAAAAAAAGAAACAGGCGAAAUUGCUCUGGCUCCGAAUGCAGGAUGGGAAGAAGGUCAAGAACCAAGAUCAAAGAAAAAGGCUCCCAAAGAAGAAGAUUAUAUUUUGAAAGUGUCAGAUGUCCAAGCAGUGCGUCUACAUGCAAGGCUUGUUGUGCUUAGUUGCUGCCAUAGCGGUCGAGGAGAGGUAAUGUCUGAAGGCGUGGUUGGUAUUGCUCGGGCUUUCUUGGCGGCUGGUGCUCGGUCCGUUCUGGUUUCGCUCUGGGCGAUUAAUGACGAAGCUACCAUGGAGUUUAUGACAAGUUUCUAUCAAUACUUAGCAGAUGGAAAAAGCGCUAGUGUUGCUCUACACCAGGCUAUGAAGUCUCUUCGGGAUUCAGAAAAGUUCUCUGCCAUCAAGUUCUGGGCUCCAUUUAUCCUUAUUGGUGACGACGUCACUCUUGAUAUUGGAAAAGAAUGACAACAGAAUGGUAAGUAUAACUUUAUUUGACAUUUUUUUAGAUACACACUAUGUCUUAAGCCUGGACCUCAAACGCCGCCGAAGUACUUGCAAGGUAGCUUCCGGUACUGCUUGCGAUACUACUCCGACACAUGAAGUGAUAGUGCCACCGGCAACGAGAAACAUCGCAGGUUCGAAUUCCCCGCCGGCAUGCCUGAGAAGUUAAUCUCGAGUUGACUUCGCAGGCGUGCUGGCAAAAAAGACUUUUAAUUAUAAACUGAGAAGACUUGGAAAUCUUUGCUCGUGAAAGAUGGCACUAAUGAAUUUUCCGUAAGACCUUAGGCGAUAUAAAUCGAAAAGACUUGGUAAUCUCUUGAAAAUAGGAAGUAAGGACAGAGAACUGGGGGAAGACAAGACUAUCUUCAGGUGUAGAUGUAUUAUAAUUCCAGAACAGUGUAUAAGUUUGCCCUGGAAGAACUAUAUGUCUUUGCUGGAGGAACACGACACAUUUGUCUCUUCGAAUUGAAUUGGCUUUUUGGGUGUACUUAAUUUUCUCAAAAGUUUUUCCUCAAAAUAUCAUGUUGAAAUACACCAAAGACACCCUGCAUUUAUUUACCAUGCCAGCGUAAAAAUAGACAACCAAUCACACGGUAAAGCUUUGAUUUGACUUUCUUUACAGAGGAUGGAUGAUCAGGAGGAGACUCGAGACUUGCCAAAGGGGAGAACUUAAAGAAGCAAUCCAGAUAGACAUUCAGUUACAGGCACUGAUAUAUUACUGGACAAUUUGCUUGAUAUGUGCUUUAAUUGUUUCAUUUAAAAUGACUGUGCUUUGACUGGAAGUAUUCUUAUUUGAUUUAAAAAAAAAAAAACAUCUCUUCGAAUGUUUAUUGCAUUUAAAACAAUCGUAAGAAUUAUUUUUUUCUGCAGCAGCUAGUUUUUAUGACGAUCCAGAAUUUCUUGAUUGACACUUUUACUGGUGGCCUAUAGGGAUAAUGGAGAAUAAUACAGCAUAAACAAGCAUUUUGAACAAGACUACUAUCAUUUCGUAGUUUUAAUGAACUUUUUUGGUAGAUCAUUACUAUAAAUGAUGAGUACAAUGUUAAAGUACUAGGUAGGUAAGACGACACCCAACGCGAAAACUUUUCUGGCAUUUACCAUAGGAUCGGUUGAUUAUUAGACUGCGUUUGCAAAAACUUUGAAGAAGAGA
This is a messenger RNA of Porites evermanni, 4315 nucleotides long. The record is from the annotation of a GenBank genome assembly. NCBI's taxonomy places the organism in Eukaryota, Metazoa, Cnidaria, Anthozoa, Scleractinia, Poritidae.